Gongylonema pulchrum is the source of this 174-nucleotide messenger RNA. The record is from the annotation of a GenBank genome assembly. Lineage: Eukaryota; Metazoa; Nematoda; Chromadorea; Rhabditida; Gongylonematidae.
AACAAGAAUAGCGAUUGGAUAAAUCCGAUAAAGUUACGAUUUUCGGUUCGGUUACGAAACGAAGCAGUACCACAGAUGCCACGUGAUGGUGGCAAAAUUGUUGAUAUGAAUUUAUAUCCCGUGAUCAACAAAUAUGGCUCGGAGGACGUUUUUACCGUUAGUUUUCUUCCGUAA